AUGAGGAGAUGGGGCUCGUCCGGGGCCAUCCGCACCGACACCAGCGCUCCAUUUUCGGUCACCGCAUUCCAGCCCGCUCCGGUGGGGGAGGAGGUGACGGAGGAGGCAAAAAAGGCGGAGGUGGAGGAGUCCAGCAGGAGCGAGAAGCUAGCUGGUACUGAGUUCUGCUACAGCAGUGUCCUGCUGUCCGUCCAGCCGGAGAGGAAAGAGCUGGAGCAAGCUGGUCAGGUGAUUCUUGAGUGCUUCUUAAAGAAGGAUCUAGUCUACACGAAGGCCACGCCCACUUUCCACCACUGGAAGGUGGACAACAAGAAGUGCGGCCUGACUUUCCAGAGCCCGGCCGAUGCCCGCGCCUUUGAUCGCGGCGUGAGGAAGGCCUUGGAGGACCUAACCGAAGGGUCGACCACGUCCUCGUCCACGCUGCAGAAUGAGGCCGAGCUCGGCGACGACGACGUCUUCACGACUGCCACCGACAGCUCGUCCAACUCGUCCCAGAAGAGAGAGCCAGCGAUGCACGCGCUCACCCCGCCCACCUUCUGUGAACGCCGCCGGCACCACUGCAUCCUGGGACAUUUGUAUGAGCAGCAUCGGCCCACUGAGCACUACUUCCUGGACCAGGCGGUGCAUAUGUUUCCUCGCCACGUCAGCUUCCAGCUGGAGGACGAGGAGGUCGUACGCAUCAACCCCCGCGAGCGGACCUGGCUCACCGGCUACGAGGACUACCGCCACGCCAACUCCUCACGCGUCAAACUCGCCCAGCUCCACAACCCGGACACUUGCGUGCACUUUACCAAGAGCGAGCCGGCCAAACGCGACUACGCCUACCCGUAUCCUCUGAGCUGCGACGGAAAACCCAGCUGCCUGGAGAUGGGCGGCGGCCACAGGGCGGUGCUGACGGUGCAGCCGCGAGCCCCGGAGCUCAAAGGCAAACUGCGGAAGGAGGACGCGGAGCGCUCGCGCUGCGUUUACUGUCAGGACAUGUUCAAUCAAGAGGACAACGGGCGGGGCCGCUGCCACGAGGCGCCCGACCCCAUUCAGACGUGCAUCCGGCGCGUGACCUUCAUGUGGUGCGCGGACAGCCUUCUGUACCACUGCAUGUCCGACCCGGAGGGCGAUUACUCAGACCCGUGCUCCUGCGACACCGCCGACGAGCGCUUCUGCCUGCGCUGGACGGCGCUGGUGGGGCUGUCGCUGCUGGCUCCCUGCAUGUGCUGCUACGCCCCCCUCAGGGCGUGCUACCGCUGCGGCGUGGCCUGCCGCUGCUGCGGCGGGAAACACAAAGCGGUGGGCUAAGGCGUUGCAGGCCCCGCCCCUUCCACAGUGACAGACUCGCAGCAGGAAGCGGGGAGUUGGAGGUGAUUUCUACGUUGUUGUCGUUUUGUCGUCGUUGUCGGUCUUCAUAACUCCAGAAGCUCCUGAGUCUCACAUGAUCAGCACUUUCACGCAGACGUUAUAUUUUUACGCUCACGUGUCCAGACGGCCGACGCGUGGGCGUGUCUGUCUGAAUGUCGCUUUAGCGCGCACACACGCUGCACCACCGUCACAAAGUCAGCGGCUUCACUCGCUGCCCAAAAAAGCUUUUUCUGUUCGCCACGAGAAAAAUCACCUGAAUCAGCGAAUCAGUGAAUCAGCGAACACGGCGUCCUGAUGCUGAGCUGACCAAACCCGAACUCAAAGCUGAGGGGUCAGAGGUCGAGCCCCUGAGGGUCGUACCGUUAACACAAACCAAAGAGAGACCAACAAAAGUCUACAGCUGCCGCGUUACUAAGGAUGAGGCUUCAGCUUCGUGACGACGCACGCGCCAUAUUCUCGCCGUCCGUCUGUGGUCGCGUGAAAGCCGCUCGUUGAGCUCUCAAACUCCAACGAAGAGCGUUCGUGUUGAGUCGUGAGCGCAUUUGUUCUCGCCGCUCGUCACGUUUCAAGCUGCAAUGGCGCUGGACAUCGGCUCGCUCGCCUUUCACUUCAAAGAAAACGUCAUUAGUCCGUUUCCUGGACUACGCAGCGUCCACCUUCAUUUUCUUCCCGGCUGCCACGACUCUUCGUCAUCUGUGGCGAUCCUGUGAUGGCGUACAUCAGCUGAUUCUGACUCGGACAUACGCAGCCGUGUAUGUUUGAUUGAUUCGUGCGUUUGUAAAAUACAAACAUUUCUUUGGUCUCGCCGGCCGUAAACGACCCGGACGCCGAGGUCGCCCAACCCUGCUCUAGUGUAUCUCCUCGUCCACAGCCAAUCAGCACCGUUCUUCACUCUCAUUGGUUGUUGCUGAAGCUGCUUCAACAGAGUAGAGAGUAGAGUUUGACUUUGAUCAGUCUGAUGGUGAAACAUGUUUCACUGUGCUGGGAGCUCUGGUUUCUGAUCCUUACAGUGGGUGUUUAACUGGUUUCAGUUUAACUGGAGCAGAUAACCCAGCAGGUCUGACCAGUGUGACGAUGACGCACUUCCUGAGUCCUGAUCACACCUGAGUUUCCUUUAAUCGCAAAUUUAGGAUCCGAUGCGCUCGGGUGCGGUCUGUGGUGCGGGAACGCCCCCACGGACACCCCAGGCACGGUCAGUGGGCGUGUUCAUGCUGCAGGUGAUGCUCGCUUAAAAAAGCUUCCAGAUGCAUCGAAGUAAAAAUGUUGAACCCUUGAAGGUCACAGGAAGCUCUGCGUCGAGCAGCAGACGAGAACACUGCGCCGAACACAACAGCUGGCCUGAAGUCUAGUGACGCGGACGUGUCGCUCGAUGCCAGAAGAAAAGAUUUCAAUCUGAACAAAUAACGAUGGAGAUCAUCCGCUGGCGCUCUGCAGAACAUCUGCAGAACAUCUGCAGCGAUGUGGUUUCUCCAAAAGCUCUCGACGAUUAAAACAGAAUAAUGUUGUAACGCAGCGAGGAGAUGAUCCUGGCGUCACGUGUCGGUACAAAGACGACCCUUCAUAUCCUCUGACCUGUUUAAACGUUUUUAAAUUCCCGCCCCCCAAGACGCUUUGUUGGCUCUGUGGUCACGUUGGCCCCUCCCACACGCUCUCUUACUGUCUGCUGACAUCAUGACCCGGUGAUGUUUACGGCUGACGUCAGAACGCUGCCACCUGUAGGCUGAGAGCAGUAUUACAGUCUCGUGAUCCAGUAAUAUGAACAGCAGGUGUGAAACAGUAAAAGUCUAUUUUAUAAACUGAAAUGACCUGUAAUAUAAACGAUUUCAUUAUGAGCUUCAUUUUUAUAGAAGACGUGUAGCUGUCGUCCGUGACGUGAAACAUACGAUCAGCCCGUAAGAUCCCACGCCGCCGCCGCCGCUCAGCAGUGUCGCCCGUCGGUCCGACCGGCGUCUCUGCUGACGUGUCCCUCGUGUGUUUUCCUGUCUGUGGCGAGGAAGGUGACCUGAAAGCAGUGUCUUUGUUUGUUAAAGGAAAGUGCCUGAAGCCUCCUCUUCAUCCUGUCCUGAUUACGUUUCCCUCAGUCAUGUGUAAAGAAUAUACGGUGAAUUCAUGAGUUCGUCUUUUUAUAUAUAAUUCACAUUUGUACCGAUGUAAAAAACAAAAACACAAAAAGAUAUAAAUCUGUGUAUCAGGUGUAUGAUGUACAUUUUCAGUUCUAUUUUUUUAUUGUUUCUAUUAUGUGAGUGAGGAGAUGAAUAAACACAAACGUCAUCUGGAAAUGAAAGAAACCACUCGGAUGGUCUGUGUGU
Molecule: messenger RNA, 3662 nt
Organism: Neolamprologus brichardi
Lineage: Eukaryota; Metazoa; Chordata; Actinopteri; Cichliformes; Cichlidae
Source: RefSeq, a predicted model, not a curated record